Molecule: messenger RNA, 1018 nt
Organism: Hemibagrus wyckioides
Lineage: Eukaryota; Metazoa; Chordata; Actinopteri; Siluriformes; Bagridae
Exons: 6
Coding region: 47-754 (235 amino acids)
Biological process (GO): response to bacterium
Source: RefSeq, a predicted model, not a curated record
AUUCACUCAACAGACCGUUUCCUCUUUGUCGCUGGUCUGAUACACAAUGCUUCAGUUUACAACUCUCUCUGUGUUUCUCUGUGUCAUGGAUUUGCUCUCAGAGACUCUGAGCUCUUUAACUAUGCAGGCAGAAGCUGGAGAUAACGUCACUAUUUGGUGCCAACAUGAUCUGACUGAAACAUCUUUCAUCUACUGGUUUAAACAGACGAGUGAUUCAGUUCCACUUCUUCUUGGGUGUAAAAAGUUUAGGACAUCAGCUCCAUCAGAGACGUGUUACUUCUUUAGUGAGAGUGAGAGAAUAGUGAUGUCUGUUCAUGGCAGUAAAACGUCUCUCACAAUCACUGCAGUAAACGUCUCUGAUACAGGACUCUAUUACUGCAGCUUCACACAACUGGACCAAGUUAAAUUUAGAAACUCCACCUAUUUACAAGUGAAAGGUAUGAAUAAAACAUUUUCUGAGAACUUGGACAAAGCAACAGUUUCUCUCCCAGGUUCAGUGUCUCCUGCUGUGUUCUUCAUGCUGAUUGUGGUGUUUGGUGCAGUGAUUGUGUUUCUUCUCACUGUCCUGAUCUUCAUCAUACUGAAGUACAGAAAAACACACAGAGGUGCUGAAGAUAAAGCAGAAGUUAAUGAGAUACAUGUUUCUGACUCUGUGAGUUACGCUGCACUUCUGUUCUCAAAGAAGAAAACUGAGAGGAACAAGAAACAUGAUGAAAAUGUUGUAUAUUCUUCAGUGGGACAGGGGAAUGUGUGAACAUAAUGUCACAUAUCAUCUACUGCUUCCUUCAUAUGACACUGAUAUCCCUGAUGGUUUGUGGUAAGAGGAAAAGUAGCUUUUAUAACAUCAUAGUUACAGAACUGAAUCGCACUCAAUCUAAUCUAAUAUGAUAUGAUCCACCAUAAUAUGUACAGGAUGAAUCUAGUCUUUCAGUGAAAUAAUAUCUGGAGUCUGAAAUGGUUUGUUUAAUUUCUGGAUUUAGUUUUUCACUGAGAUUGUGUUCUAAAUGUGUUAUUAAAG